AUGAUCAAUUGGGAAGCACUGUUAACAGAUAUUUCUCCUGAGAAAUCGCCUUCAGUAGACAAAUUAACUGUUUCCCCGAUAGCCCAAUCUGCUCCUUCUGAUUCGUUCACUUUGUCAGUCAUCGCAAAAUCUUCAACACCACCUACAAGUGAACUUCGAUUUCAAACUGCCACUAUUCAUGAAGCUAAUGUGGAAUUUGUUGGAUUGUUACCAAGUGAAGAGGUAGAAACAGCAACAGCACAAGCUACAACAUUGACAGAAACAGAUGUUGGCUGUGAAACUUGUCAUGUAAUUACGUCAUCAUUAGUAGAAAAUAUCAAAGGAUGGUCAAUGGAUAAUAGUGACCAGAAGGAAAAUAUACAUUUUUGGAAUACCUCAAUUGGACGUUUUCGCUUCACAUUGGCUGACUUGCCUCCACAACUUUGUUUAAUUCAUUCUAUUCUAACAAAUUUGGAAUCUGAACGUGAACCAGAUGUACAUUAUUCCAUGUUGAAAAUUUUGAAACUCUUAUGUCUUCAUAGUGAAUCUUUACUAAAUGCACGUCGUGAACAUCGUGGAUAUCUCAUCUGGGCACAAGAAAAUUUGCUUAUCCCAAAAUUGUGGCAUUUCCUUCGAUCAGACCGAUCACAAAUUGCUGAAAUAGUAAUUCCAUUAAUUAUGCACUGUAUCACUUUACCAAGUGGAGAGGAGAUGUUCUGGAAAGUUGUGAACGCGCAAUUUACUGACCAACGGUGGGAAGAACGAUUUUCAGCCGUAGAACGAGUGAGUGUUCUCUUGGAAUUAGCAGAUUCUGCACCUGUCAGUUCAAAUAAAGUAAUUCAAACAAGUUUAAGUUGCUGUGUAGCUCAUCUAAUCGCAUCUGUUGAUGAUCCCACUGCUGCUGUAGCUCAGAGGGCAUUAAUUUCUAUCCAACAUAUGCCAUCUACAUCCUUAAAGUUGAUGUGUAUUUGUUUGGAAUCACAGUUUGAUAGUUCAAUGUUGGAUCGCGCGCUGAUUAUCAUCCGAAUUCAGCAACUAAUAUCAAUUUUGCCAGAUCAAGAAAUUCUCACGUGGGAAUUUUUUAUUCAGCGCUUCGAAGGACUCGCAAUGGAAAGUCAGUUGCGUAUGAACGAUGGAGAUUCUACUUUUGUACACGAUUUGAUGCACUCUGACCCGUUAAGUGAUCUUUAUCAACGUAAAUUGGCUCGCGCGCGUCAAACCAUCGAGAACAGUGCUAACGCUCGAUCCAUUGUACGCAGUUUGCAAGGCAAUCCUCUUCAACAUCUACUCAGCACGACGUCAUGUCAACUAUCAACUGGAGAAGUUAAAAAAACGCCACAGAGUCCAUCAUACGGUGAAGAUAGUGGACCAUAUAGUCGCUUGCGAGAAUUCGCAGAUGAAGAAAGUAAUAUGUGUUUAUUAAUGAACAGAGUAGUGGAUAUUGAUAAUUCGGAACGUCAUAUUGUAUACUUGACAGUUUCACUUUUUGUAUCAUUUUUAUGUAAGCAUAAGAAAAGUUGCGAUGAAAAAGCUGCUGCUAAAAAGCAGAGUAUACUUUUUCGUCACUUUAAUGCUUUAAUUGGAUAUAGCAAUGCUGAAAAAUGCUUUACAAUACCUCCAAAAGUAUUACGAAAAUCUGCUGUCUGUAAUAGCUUUCUAUGUGGCUUGCCAAAAGUUUUGGAUUGCAAUUUGGUUAUCGGAAAUCAAAUUAUGAUGCUGAGCUUGCAACUUCUUCUUCACUUGCCAUCUCCUCAAAAACUUGCUAGCGAUCAAGAAGUUAUGGAAUAUUCGCUUGCAUUAUUAGAUAUGAAUUCUCGGCAUUUUUGGUUCUAUACUGUUAUACUUAUACUUUACAAGUAUCGAUAUGAUGCACCACCCUUUAAUGAAUACAUUCAAAAACUUAUUUUGAUAAUAAUUUGCACUCUCGAAGCUGAGGUUCAUAUUUGCAAUCCCAAAGCAUCGAUAAAAAUUGAAAUGGAAGCAUUAUCAGACAGAAGUUCAGAUGACGAAGAAACAGAAAAUGAAACUUCUGGUGUUAGUAGUGGUGAGAAGCUAUUGCAUCGGCCCGAAACACUUUCUGUUGCUUCACAAAGUAUUACUGUGGUUGAAGUAAGUGAAAGCAAGUUAGAAGCUAUCAAAGAAGAAGGCACUGAGUUUAGCAAGAAGCACAAAAAACGAUCUAGGCAUCGUUUUCGGAAAGUGGGAAAUACUGUAAAUGUUGAUCGUAGUACUUACCGAUGUGGCUACUGUAAUGCUGUUAUUAAAAGUUUUGAUGAAGAAACGUUGUCAUUAUGCAUGAUUGCUUUAGAAACAUUUGUUCAUCGAGAACCUGCCAUGGCAGCACCUUUACUUUUCCGUAUUAUCAGUACUGUUGUAAGAUUAAUUGAAAAGCCGAUAUAUCCCUGGCAUGAUACUCUGAUAUUCGUUGCUGGAAAUUGUCGCAGCGUUGCGAAGCAAUUACUUCGUGUUUUACUUCAUCAAAUGUCAUCAAGUGGAAUAUUUCUUCAACUCUUUGAUACAAAUAUCGAUAGGGUCGAUCAGUUCUGGUCUACCAUAUCAUUUGCUCUAUCAGAUUUUCCAGAAUUAAAUCCUGUUGCUGUGAUUCAGAAUUUGCUUGAAGAUAUUUUGGAGAAUUGGCCCAGUCGAUUAGCUCGGAUUCUUUUUAACCUUUCCAGAUAUGUUGGAUAUGUUGCUUCCGAUGCAUAUUUGUCACAUUGGAAUGUUAUACAAUCACAAACUGAUCGAACUGCAAUUCGUACUGAAUUUAAAAGUUGUAUUAGUAUAAUGGUGGCUGUUUUACGAGUACAAAGCUUUUCUACAUUUAAGAGCUCAACAUCGUUAGUAGAAGCAUUUUCUAAAUGGCUUACAGAAGGUCUGCAUGAAUGCAAAGCUGACUUGAUUGAUCUUUUAACCAUUUGCACAGCCUGUAAUCGAGCUUUGCUAAAAGAUCGAGACAGGCAGUAUAUAACGAAAGCUGUGGUUUCGGAGUUCGUACAAGCGUUAAAAUUUAAAUGUGAUAUGAAUGAGCAUAAUUACAUGAUAAUCAUAGAUUUAAUCUUACAAGAUGUAGGUGAAGAAGUUUCAGAGGAAAUCGUUCAUGAUCAGUACAGUACAGCAGCUUGUGAUGCAGUCCGGCCGCACAUAUUUGAUUUUUUGGAUUUUAUAUCUGAUUUACAUGUGCUCACUGAGAUUAAAAAAAUAACCAAUUCUGAUAGCAUUGGUGGUGAUAUCAAAUCUUCUGUAGCACAAAUUGUUGGUGUUGAAAUAAGUCGUUCGAACAAACGUGACUCUCGAACUGUGAGCCGUUUCUUGCCAUGGCUAAUGUCACCUCCAUCUGUAACACAGUCUACUCCAAAUGCAUUUGCUGAAGCGGUAACAAACGUGAGAUUACUUUCUUGGUUGUUACUUGGAGCACUUCAAGCUAGUCAACCAUGUCUUCCAGUACCAAUCAGUUGUUCGCAAUAUAUGGCUGAUUACAUACACUUUGUAUUAGCUGGUUUCGCAGACCAGUCUAAGGAAUCAGUUGUUCAUAUGUCAGCUCUAUUCCAUGCUUUCCAUCUGUGCCAACUUUGGACUGUUUAUUGUGAACAAGCUGCAUUAACAUCAGAUGAACUUCAACUCACUUCACUCACAAAUAUUCUCGACUUCUGGGCUCGAGUAACACCAGCUAUUCUGCAACUUUUAUCACAUUCGAAAGUGCUAGCCGAUAUGGUUAAUCUCCAUUUUCUGAAUACAAUGCAAGCUUUGCAACAAUGCAAUUCAGCUGUGCUUUGCCAGUUAAGUGCAAUGUGGCAACCAAUUCUCACAACGUAUCACGCCCAGAUUCCUAGUCAGCUACGGAUGAAAUUAGAUUCUUGUGAAAAUCAGCCUUCACUGAAUUCGCAGCCAUUGCAGCAGUGGCUUCGGAAAGUGCGCUAUAAAAUAUCACAAAUCGAAUUGCAAACCUCUGCUGCCUCGCCAUUUUAUAAUGAAUUAAAAGAUGAAUGGAUACACAGAACAUUGCAAACAACAAAAAUGAGUAUCAGAAAGCAAUGA
Thelazia callipaeda (thelaziosis nematode) is the source of this 4014-nucleotide messenger RNA. Lineage: Eukaryota; Metazoa; Nematoda; Chromadorea; Rhabditida; Thelaziidae. The record is from the annotation of a GenBank genome assembly.